AUGCUGCAGGGAAUCCGGGCACGCUUCCCCACCCUGCUCGCCGCAGCUGGAGCGACCGCGGCUGUCGGCGGAUAUGUGGUUUGGACGGCCACCCGCCCGGCGCUGGCCGCCACGCCUGCCAGUGCUCUGAGCCCCGACGAGUGGCGCUCCUUGAAGCUUGUGCACAAGGAGCAGCUGACGAAGACCACCAACCCUGUCUGGCUCUUCCGCUUUGCACUACCAGAUGAGAAGCAGGUGGUGGGGCUGCCAGUGGCCUCCUGCCUCCUCACGCGCGCCCCCAUCACCAAGAAGGACGGCCGCCCCGGCUGGGCCAUCCGCCCGUACACUCCCAUCACAGCCCCCGAUGCCAGGGGCCACUUCGACCUCGCCAUCAAGGUCUACAAACAGCCCAGCCCCGGAAAGGUCUCCACCUUCUUCGAGGGACUAUCUGUGGGGGACAGCGCCGACUUCAAGGGCCCCCUGCCCAAGCUGAGCCUGUCCGACAUCGCCAAGCGCAAGGAGGUCGGCCUGGUGGCUGGCGGCACAGGCCUGACACCCAUGCUCCAGGUGGCCACUGAGGCGCUGCGCCAGGGCCUCCCCCUCAAGCUGAGCUUCAUCUUCGCCAACGUGUCCGAGGACGACAUUGUCAUGCGCAAGCACCUGGACGGCCUGGCUGCCAAGCACGACAACUUCAGGGUGUACUACGUGGUGGACAAGGCGACCAGCAAGUCCUGGCCCGGCGGCGUCGGCUUCAUCACCAAGGACAUGCUGAAGCAGCACCUGCCCCACCCCGGCCCCGACAGCCUGGUGUUGGUGUGCGGCCCUCCGGGCAUGAUGGGCGCGCUGAGCGGGGACAAGCUACCCGACAAGUCCCAGGGGCCCCUGACCGGCCUGCUCAAGGAGCUUGGCUUCGACGAGAGCAACGUGUACAAGUUCUGA
Molecule: messenger RNA, 918 nt
Organism: Auxenochlorella protothecoides
Lineage: Eukaryota; Viridiplantae; Chlorophyta; Trebouxiophyceae; Chlorellales; Chlorellaceae
Product: NADH-cytochrome b5 reductase-like protein
Exons: 6
Coding region: 1-918 (305 amino acids)
Molecular function (GO): cytochrome-b5 reductase activity, acting on NAD(P)H
Source: RefSeq, a predicted model, not a curated record